AAAAUAGAUAACCUGUUGGCCAGCACUUUAGAUCAAACUUUGUUGAUAAAAUUUGACAAACAAAUAGGUCUAAAAUCAACAAAAGAUGAGGUGUUUUCUUUUUUAGGUGUAAGCACUAUGAAAGAGCUACAUAAACCUUUAGGAAUAGGAACCCCCAAGAAAAAUUCUUGAACAACACUAGUGACAUCUUCCCUCACAUGUGCCAGCUUUUUUUUUGAAGAAUUUCCCAUUGUAUCCAUCUGGACCUACUGCCCCAUUUUGAUUAAGUUCCUAGAUAUAUUCUUUAACUUCCUCAGCAUUAUUAGGUAGAUUAAUUAAUGCCUAGUUUUCUGUAUCAUCUACUAACUUGGGUAUAUAUUGCAGAAUGUUAUCAGGGUGCUCUUCCUAUUAAUUCGCAUGUGAUGAUAAACACGACCAGAUCAAGAAUGACGCACACAUGGGUUUGUAGUCGUCAUAGGAAACAUAUAUAAAUAAAUUAUGGCGAAAUUGACAUCAAUAAUCCAUACUCUUACACAUUUUACAAGAAUAAUUUCUACUUGAAAAAUUCACAGCAAUAAUCCCAAGUAGUUAAGUGUUUUACAAAUAUAUAUAUAUAUAUAGUGUUUUACAAAAAUAAACCGAGUGCUAACGCUAUUAAAGUUUCCGUUAUUUUCUUAUUUUAAAUAUAUUGAAAUGAAAAUAUAUAUACAUUGAUAAUAAUAUAUUUGAGUUUAAUUUUGUUUCUACUAAAAUAAAAUUUAAUAUUCAAUUUUUUUUUUCAUAAAACAUAAUAGAAAUAUUUGAACAUUACAUAGUACAUACUCUUCAAAUUCUCUAUUCUCUUUUAUUCCUUAUCAAUAAGCUAUUUAUAUUCAUUUAUAUAUGUUAUUCAUUAUAAUAGAGAUUUCAAAGUAUUUUUAGUAAUACUACUUGAUGGAGUAUAUGGGUCAAGACCCCAUGACCCACAUACUCAGAAGACUAAGAGGAAGCGCGGCUGUCACUCAGUGGGUCCUCCUUCGGCCAGGUGGCCCUCCACCAGUCGUAGAAGAGUCGAUCCAGAAUACGGUCCAGAAGCCAAGGAGAAGAAUUGUCCUCCGUCGGCCGGUGCCCCCGUCGGCCUGUGCCUCCAUCGGCCAGUGCCCCCGUCGGCCAGUGCCUCCAUCGAUCGGUGCCCCCGUCGGCCGGUGCCUCCGUCGGCCGGCGCCCCCGUCGGCCAAGCAACAGUCAGCUCAGAAUAUGGCCCAGACAGCAAUCAGCUCGGAUGGUCCUCCGUCGGCCGUGUCUCCAUCGGCUAGGCGCCUCCGUCGGCCGGCGCCCCCGUCGGCCAAGCAACAGUCAGCCCAGAAUAUGGCCCAGGCAACAAUCAGCUCGGAUGGUCCUCCGUCGGCCAUGUAUAUAUCCAUCGGUCAGGAGCAUCCUUCGGCCGAACCUCCUUCAGCCACAGAGAACUCCCAGAACCGGAUUUCAUACUUAGUUAUUUUUACACUCUUUGUACUCCGCCCAGUAGUGGCCCAAUUGUAAAUGAGCCUCCCAAGCCCAAGAUUUGGGAGCCCGACCCUAAUUUCCUCAAUAAAUACUCCCCUUGGGAGCCAUGUAAUGGGUUCAAAAUUCAUUAAUACAAAGCAAUUAUACUACUU
Molecule: messenger RNA, 1616 nt
Organism: Cuscuta europaea
Lineage: Eukaryota; Viridiplantae; Streptophyta; Magnoliopsida; Solanales; Convolvulaceae
Source: the annotation of a GenBank genome assembly